GCGUUCUUUGCGCCGCCCGGUGUUGUCAGUGUUCCGGUGUUCCUGGCGCCAUUGCGUCACUGAGUUGUGAAAAUCGGUAUCGGCGCCAGUAACUCAAAUCUCGGUAUCAGCGCAAUGGCACGGCGCCGCACUGUGUUACCCACGGCUAAUGUUGAGUACCGACAAUCAGCACAUAACUAUUCCGUUUAAUUUAGCAAAAUAGUUGUUUUGGGAAGUAUACGCUUUUUAUUUCCAAAAUCAAGCAAUAUACAGAAGAAAAAUGGCUUUUCUUCGGGGCUCUCUUAAUUAUGUAUGGUGCACAACGAGUGUUUUAGGGAAAGGAGCAACCGGAUCAGUUUUCCAAGGAGUUAAUAAAAAUACGGGGGAGUCCGUCGCUGUGAAGACAUUCAAUCCGUAUAGUCAUUUGCGACCUCCAGAUGUUCAAAUGCGGGAAUUCGAAGCGCUCAAGAAAUUACAUCAUGAAAAUAUUGUCAAGCUCCUCGCCAUCGAAGAAGACCAAGAGGGCCGGGGAAAGGUAAUCGUAAUGGAAUUAUGUACGGGGGGUAGUCUGUUCAACAUACUUGAUGAUCCCGAAAACUCCUACGGUCUACCAGAGAACGAAUUUCUCUUGGUGCUUGAACAUUUAUGUGCGGGCAUGAAACAUUUACGAGAUAAUAAUCUGGUGCAUCGUGAUCUUAAACCCGGAAAUAUAAUGAAAUUCAUUUCUGAAGAUGGUCAAACAAUUUACAAGUUAACUGAUUUUGGUGCAGCCCGUGAACUCGACGAUAAUCAAGCUUUUGUAUCCUUAUAUGGUACUGAAGAGUAUUUGCAUCCGGAUAUGUAUGAACGUGCAGUGUUGCGGAAACAAAUAAACCGAUCUUUUACGGCGAAUGUAGACUUGUGGUCCAUUGGUGUCACGCUUUAUCAUGUUGCCACGGGUAAUUUGCCGUUUCGUCCAUUUGGGGGACGCAAAAAUCGCGAAACCAUGCACCAAAUCACCACAAAGAAAGCUUCUGGUGUUAUCUCGGGCUCACAACUAUCUGAAAAUGGUCCGAUUGAGUGGUCAACAACUUUACCGUCAUAUUGUCACCUUUCAGAGGGUAUAAAAACAUUGGUGACACCACUACUAGCCGGUUUGUUAGAAAAGAAUCGCGAGAAAACCUGGUCAUUUGAUCAGUUCUUUCAAGAGGUAACUUUAAUUUUACGCAAAACCGUGUUGCAUGUUUUCUUCACCAACCGUACCAGUUCAGUUGAGGUGUUUCUCGAACCGGACGAACAAAUCGAACAUUUCCGCGAGCGCAUUUUUUUGCAAACUGAGGUGCCUAUAGAAAAACAAAUACUAUUAUUCAAUAACGAGCAUUUAGAAAGGAAAGUAACAUCCGGUACCAUAUCCAAAGCCUUUCCGAAUACCACAACAGACACCCCAAUAUUUUUGUAUAGUAAUGACGACAAUAAUGUACAAUUACCACAGCAAUUUGAUCUGCCCAAAUUCCCCGUAUUUCCAAAUAACGUAUCGGUCGAAAAUGACGCAAGUCUGGCCAAAACUGCCUGCAGUGUUGGUCAUGAAUGCAAGCAUCGAAUUGAUACUUUUACUUCAAUGGAUAUUUUAAUAAAGCGCGGCGUGGAACAUUUCAUAGCGAUGUUGAUAACAACUAUAACCUUACUACUAAAGAAAACUAAACACUUUGAAAACCUUUUGACUACUACCCUUGAUUAUGCGGAUGCGGUUAAACGUCUUGCAAAUCUAACAAAACCAGAUAAUGAACUUAAACCAAUACUUUCUACACUAUAUGAUCUGAAGCCUAAAUUCGAUGAUGCUGCUGAUGUGAUAAUGCAAAUGUAUAAACAUUUCGUUGUUGAAGACUCGCUCAACGAUCACUGGUCAUCAUCGAUGCAUGGCAAACGGUGCCCUUGCCGUACUAGAGCCAGUCCACAAGCGAAAUACUUGGUGGAGCGCCUGCGUGACUCCUGGCAACAUUUGCUGCGCGAUCGUGCCACACGCACACUUACAUACAAUGAUGAACAAUUCCAUGCACUGGAGAAGAUAAAAGUAGAUCGUAACGGCAAGCGUAUCAAAGGCUUGUUAUUGGAUGAUGUAAAACCUGCUGUAGCGCAAAUGGCCGAAUGUCUGGCUGAUUGGUAUAAACUAGCACAAACUGUUUAUCUUAAAACACAAAUAUUACAGAAGGACAUACGUGACUAUGAACGUAAGUUAAAUGAUGUACGAGAUGAGUUGUAUCACGUUAAAUCCCAGAUGAAACCCGAUUCAAACGGAAAAGUGAUUACCAACAAUAAUAAAUUGUCAAAGAAUAUGCAGAAAAAUAUGAUAGAGAAAAUGAAGGAACAACACGAGGAAGUUUUACAAAUAAUGCAUGAAAAUGAAGUAUUAAUAAACCGACUUAAAGAGUUAGGUAUAGAUGCAGGCAGCGUGAAGCAGCUUGAAAUACUAAAGAAUAAAACGUAAUUUACUGCACCCAUACAAAUAAAAUUAGACUGAAAAAAAAUAUACUAAGAGGACUCAGAUGUUCCCUCAAUUUUAAUCACUUUGGAAAUAAAGAACAUCUAUAUUGCUUUUAAAUAUGUAUUUAAAUAAGUAA
Molecule: messenger RNA, 2576 nt
Organism: Rhagoletis pomonella (apple maggot)
Lineage: Eukaryota; Metazoa; Arthropoda; Insecta; Diptera; Tephritidae
Gene: IKKepsilon
Product: serine/threonine-protein kinase TBK1
Exons: 9
Coding region: 260-2443 (727 amino acids)
Biological process (GO): peptidyl-serine phosphorylation
Cellular component (GO): cytoplasm
Molecular function (GO): ATP binding; protein binding; protein serine/threonine kinase activity
Source: RefSeq, a predicted model, not a curated record